AUGUCUCUGCGGCUUCUCAAGCGACCAAUUAACAUUGGAUCAAAAGCUCCGAUCUCACAGCUUCGUUUGAAAUCCGGCCUGGCGCAAGCGAACAAUGAUCUUCCCUCGUUCCCCUCUCGGUGGUUCGCUGAUCUACAAGCUCAGUUGAAGAAGUUUACCAGCGACAGCUACCCUUCCAGCUGCGUUCAAGAAGCCAAGAGACAAUUGGUGUCGAAUGACCAAAAUUGGCUGCAACUCUUGGCAGGGCAGCAGGGAUUCCUUACCGAUAAGAAAUGGCGAGGUCUUGAUAACCACCAGCUCCUUUGGGGUGACAUGGAUAGCAUGCCUCUUGAAUUUCCAGACCACAUCACUGUAUUGUAUAAGCUGGCUGAAGCUCCAACCAAUGAGUCAACGUCACUCAAGAUGGAAGCUUGGAUUCUAUCAGAACAAUACCGCCGCUUGGCAGCACGAUGUAUUGACGACACUGCCAUCUAUGACUACACUACGGCAAAGAAGACAGUCCUGAAGCCGUUCAUGGUAGAGAAGUUCCAGCAAACAUUCAGCAUGCAACAAGCAAACCAGAAGAAGUAUACAGAGCAGGCAAAGCAAGCACUUGAGGCUGCCAAAGAGCUUCAGAUAAAGUACAAAUAG
Messenger RNA from Fusarium musae, 630 nucleotides. RefSeq lists its product as uncharacterized. The record is from RefSeq and is a predicted model, not a curated record. Bases 1 to 630 code for a protein of 209 amino acids. The transcript is spliced from 3 exons. Lineage: Eukaryota; Fungi; Ascomycota; Sordariomycetes; Hypocreales; Nectriaceae.